GAAGUAUAAUAAUAGUAAUAGUAGUAAGAGAAAGUAGGUUUCAAUGAUAGUGUUAAACCUGCAAAUUACUAGUGAUUUUAAAUAUAAUAUUAAAGGUUAACUUUGCUUUUUACCCGCAAAAACGGAGCAAAUAACAUUAUGUUACAAGGAGGUACUGCAGAUUGUGAAGAAAAUGAAACUGACGACGAUUCUGAGUCUAAUUCUAAAUUAUCCAUGAUCUCGGUUCAGGAUGCUCUGUCGGCUUUUCGCACAGAAUGGCAACGUGAAUUAAAAGUACCUGAUCAAGCACCAAAAUCGUCUUUGCUAAAUAUUAACAGAAACCAAAGUUUGGCUCAAGAAGAUGCUGAAGAAUGUGCUAAGAAGCUGUUUUGUAAAGGAAUUGAAUAUGAACAAAGUGGAAAUAUGUAUGAAGCGAUUCAAUAUUAUCGCAAAGCUGUUCAAAUUGUUCCUGACAUAGAAUUUCGUAUAUAUCGGAAUAUGUCCAAGGGAAUAUACAAAGAUAAAAAAAGCUCUGUGGAUGAAGACAAGAUAUUAGUGAAAUAUGAUGAUCUUUUGAAUCACAUUAAAAGCACAAGAAAUCCUUCUGAUCCAGUAUGUGUAUCUUUUAAGGAGCAAUCCUCUACUCACAUAUCACAGUUGCCGAUGGAAGUUAUUUUAUAUAUAUUCAGAUGGGUGGUAUCCAGUGAAUUAGAUCUAAGAUCCUUAGAGCAAUGCGCUGCGGUUUGCAGAGGAUUUUAUGUAUUGUGUAGAGAUAGUGAAAUUUGGAAAACGGCAUGUAUCAGAACUUGGGGAAUAAAUUGUGGUGUUUUGAAAAAUAGUUCGUAUGCUUCAUGGCGGCAAAUGAUUAUUGAAAGACCAAGGUUAAGAUUCAAUGGCUGCUAUAUAAGUAAAACUACUUAUUUUAGAUACGGUGAAAAUAAUUUUCAGGAUCAAUUUUAUAGACCGUGGCAUUUAAUUCAAUACUAUAGAUAUUUGCGAUUUUUUCCUGGUGGUAAUGUUUUAAUGCUUACCACUCCUGAUGAACCAGUGAAUACUGUAGGUUAUUUGAAGAAUUUUUUCACAAAAAAUCAUGCAAUGAUGUCUGGACAUUAUCGGAUUCAACAAGACCAUGUCAUACUAAUAGUGAAAAGAGUUAAACCUUCAGUAAAUAAGACAAAGGAAGCAAGCCGUCACAGACGAAGAAAAGACACUGAAAUAGACUUUGGAGAACAGACUUUCCAAAUAGAGCUGCAGAUAAACAAUGCACAAAAAAGGAAUUCAAUGCAGUUAACUUGGUAUGGGUACAAAGUUUAUUAUAAAAAUUAUAAUGGAACUGAAUCGCAUAGUACUUUUGAGCUGGUUUCAUCGAGAUAUCCUCCAUUUUGGUUUUCUCGUGUUAAAAGUUAUCAUGCUGAAUCUGAUAGUCCUUUGUUGUAA
Molecule: messenger RNA, 1416 nt
Organism: Ctenocephalides felis (cat flea)
Lineage: Eukaryota; Metazoa; Arthropoda; Insecta; Siphonaptera; Pulicidae
Product: F-box only protein 9
Exons: 8
Coding region: 139-1416 (425 amino acids)
Biological process (GO): SCF-dependent proteasomal ubiquitin-dependent protein catabolic process
Cellular component (GO): SCF ubiquitin ligase complex
Molecular function (GO): protein binding
Source: RefSeq, a predicted model, not a curated record